Labrus bergylta (ballan wrasse) is the source of this 1098-nucleotide messenger RNA. The record is from RefSeq and is a predicted model, not a curated record. NCBI's taxonomy places the organism in Eukaryota, Metazoa, Chordata, Actinopteri, Labriformes, Labridae.
AUGCUGAUCCGACGCUGUUCCGCCAUACCCAAGAACUUUCCAGUCACUGAAAGCAUGGUCUUCAUCCAUGGUCCACAUACCCUGGAAGAGGAAUUAAAGAAUGAAAACAUAUACCUGUGUGACUACAAGCUUUUGGAUGGAGUGGAAGCAAACACCAUCAACGGGAAGAAGCAGUACUUGAUGGCUCCCCUCGUCCUGCUCCAAAGAACACCAGAUGACAAGCUGAUGCCAAUCGCUAUUCAGCUGAAGCAGACUCCUGGCUACAACAAUCCCAUCUUUUGUCCUACUGAUUCUGAGUACGACUGGUUGAUGGCCAAGAUUUUUGUGAGAAGUGCAGAUUUCAACUUCCAUGAACUCAAUAUUCACCUGCUGCGCACACAUCUGCUGGCUGAAGUUUUUGCUGUAUCUCUACUGCGAAAUGUGCCCAUGGUGCAUCCACUGUACAAGCUGCUCAUCCCUCACACUCGCUACAGCCUGCAGAUCAACCUCAUGGCUCGAAAUCGGCUCAUUUCUAAGGAUGGUACUUUCACAGAGUACACAGCUUGUGGUGGAGAGGGUAUGUUCACAAUCCUGAAGAGAUCAAUGGCCUCAAUGACCUACAGCUCCCUCUGCAUACCAGAUGACAUCGCUGAGCGUGGGAUGGAGGCUGUACCCAACUACUACUACAGGGAUGAUGGACUCAAGCUUUGGGAUAUCAUCCACAAGUUUGUGAAGGGAAUCCUCAACUGCUACUACAAGAGCGAUGCUGACGUCGAGAAAGACUCUGAACUGCAGAAGUGGAUUUCAGACAUUUUUGUAGAGGGAUUCCUUUCCAAUGCAAAGACAGGAAUUCCCCAGGGCUUUUCCACCGUGGCUGCGUUGGUCAAGUUUGUCACCAUGGUGAUCUUUACCUGCUCGGUACAGCACUCAGCUGUGAAUUCUGGACAGUAUGACUAUGGUGCCUGGAUGCCUAACACUCCCAUCUCCCUGCAACUUCCUCCACCAACCACCAAGGGGACAACAAGUGAGGCCACCAUGCUGGAGACGUUCCCUGAUGUCAAUGUGACAGUUCAGGGGAUGGCCAUCAUGCAUCUUCUCAGCAAGCAAUCCACUGACUUU